This is a messenger RNA of Ananas comosus (pineapple), 1843 nucleotides long. Its product is annotated as bZIP transcription factor 11-like. Gene Ontology annotation, biological process: positive regulation of DNA-templated transcription. The transcript has a single exon. Gene Ontology annotation, cellular component: nucleus. Gene Ontology annotation, molecular function: transcription cis-regulatory region binding; DNA-binding transcription factor activity. Lineage: Eukaryota; Viridiplantae; Streptophyta; Magnoliopsida; Poales; Bromeliaceae. The coding region runs from base 1030 to 1500 and encodes 156 amino acids. The record is from RefSeq and is a predicted model, not a curated record.
UUCUCCCACGAUCUUCCUCUAUAAAUUCCACCCUCUUCCAUUCCCAAAACCUCUUCUCCUCUUCUUCCUUCCUCUCUCUCCCCAUACGCUCUAAAUUUUUGUUUACAAUAUACAGGGGCUCUGCCACUCUGUUCUUUCCCCCGCUGUUUUCCCCUCUUUCUCUUCUUCUCCUUCUUCUAUACAUACAGAUUUCAGAGAUUACAGUUUCUUAGUAGAUCCACAAAUCCAAGAAGCUCUUUCUCGCAAAUUCUGGGGCUUUUUGACUCAAAUCUCAAGUACCCAUUUGAGAAAUUUCCUAUUUUUACCUUAUUUCUUGCAUCAAAACCCAAUCUUCCCCCGCAAAUCUCCCUCGUUCCUCCCUCUGAAAGCAGGUUUUUUUGUUCUCUAUUUCUCAAAAUUUGGGCCUCUUUUUUCUUUUACUGAAACCUCAAAUACCGAUUUGAGAAAAUUCCCCAUUUUGACCCUUUUUUAUCAUAAAAAAAUCCCAACUUUCCCCCAGAAAUCAGAAGCUUCUUUCCCUCCUCCUCGCUCCCUCUCUCUCUCUCCCUCUCUCUCACGCACUAAUUUCUUAGUUUUUUUUUUUUUUCUUUUUUUUUCUUUUCAAAUCACAUACAUAUAUGUGUUCCUCUCUGUUAAUGUUCCUAAUAAUUAAUGUCGCCUAUCCUAAGUGAGAUCCUCCUCUCCGGGUUUAUGAUCAACUCCUCACUGAGGCGUGGGACCCACCUCGUUCAAUCCUUCUCUGUGGUUUUCCUCUACUGGUUCUAUGUCUUCUCAUGAACUAAUCAUUUAAUUAAUUUUCCCUCAAAAUUCCCCUAUUGCUAUUACUAUCAAUCUAUCAUCAUCGUUAUUAUUAUUAUUAAUUAGUUCCCUCUAUAUAUGAUAUAUAUCUUUUAUAGUUUUUGGUAGCGCAAUACAUAUUAUAUUUUGCGAAGGAGAAAUUAAUUAAGACUAGUGUUUGCUUUUAGAAGUGAUCAUCUCAUCUUUAAAGAUCAAAAAAAAAAAAAAAAAAAAAAAAAAAAAGAAAAAACAAUGGCUUCCUCUAGUGGGACGUCAUCUGGAUCCAGCAGCGCCCAGCUUCAGAAUUCGGCAUCAUCUGAGGAGGAUCUGCGGGCCCUGAUGAAGCAGAGGAAGCAGAAGCGGAUGCUGUCGAACCGCGAAUCUGCGCGGCGCAGCCGGCAGCGGAAGCAGAAGCACCUGGACGAGCUGAUGGCUUCCGUGAACCAGCUCCAGAAGGAGAAGGCCCAGAUCCUCUCCGCCAUCGCCUUCACCUCGCAGCACCACGCGCUGCUGGAGGCCGACAACUCCGUGCUCAGGACCCAGGCGGUCGAGCUCCGCAGCAGGCUCCAAUCACUCGACCACAUCUUGUGCUUCUUGAACGGCACCGGCAGCACUGCCCCCUCCUCCGACGAAUCUUACUACGCUGGCUUUGAGGCUUCCGAGAGCUGCAUGAGGCACCACCCACUGGUGGCUUCAGCAGACAUGUUGUUUCACUACUCUUAAUUGUUUGGUUAACACACAAGCUGCUGCUGUAAUUGCUUUUUGGCUAGUUUUUCUUUUCUUUUUAUUAUUAUUAUUAUUAUUAUUGUGAUACGGUGGAAGUGGUGGUGGUGGUGCUUGUGAUGUAUGCAUGCUUUAAAUUGGGUCCUACCUUAAUAAUUAAUUAAUUAGGUUCUGUUUAAUAAGAAAAAGAGUUUUAGCUUUUGAGAGGCUUAAUUUCUAAGGGACCGGUGGGUUUUCAUUGGGUUAUUAUUAUUAGAAUGAAGCCCGUUGCAUGGAUCUGUGUCGAAUGUACUUAAUUGGCUACUAUAUUAUUAAUAAGAAGUUAUCAUUUUUUUUUUUAGUA